This is a messenger RNA of Plasmodium reichenowi, 2082 nucleotides long. RefSeq lists its product as hypothetical. Lineage: Eukaryota; Apicomplexa; Aconoidasida; Haemosporida; Plasmodiidae. The transcript has a single exon. The record is from RefSeq and is a predicted model, not a curated record. The coding region runs from base 1 to 2082 and encodes 693 amino acids.
AUGGAUGGUAAAAUAAAAUGUAAUAUAAAAUUGAAGCGUCUCAAAAAAGAUGAUAUAAAUGAAAAUCUGCAUAAAAUAAACGAACAUGUAUUGAAUAUUUUUAAAAAGAAAGAAGAGGAUGAAGAAAACGAAAUAAAAGAUGAAGAACGAAUUGAGCAUAUAAAAUGUAUAAAAGAAGGGAAGAUUUUAAUUGAUAUAGAAAAACAAAAAGAAAAUUCAAAGGAUCAUUUAUAUUUAAAUUUUUUAAAUAAUUUAGAAAAUAAAUUAAAUCGUAUACAAAAUAAAAAAGAAAUCAUAUAUUUAAAUUUUCCAAAGAAAUGUAAUAAUAAUAAUAAUAAUAAUAAUAAUAUAAAAAAUAAUAUGUCCGAUGAAUAUGAUCAUCAUCAGGAUGUCAACUCAUCAAUUCAUUCUAAUGAUAGCCAAUCAAGCGAAAGGGAUUCAGAUAUCGAAAUAAGAAAUUUAUCAAGUUUUAUCAUACAUAAGGAUAAAAAUAAUUUAAAAUUAAAUAAGGAAAAAGAAAAUGGGAAAUUAGAAAAUAAUAUUGAUAAUGAUAAUAUACAAGACAAUAAUCAAAUGAAGACACAACAUCAAAAUUUUGAUCAUACAUAUAAUAUGGACGAUACAAAUAAUGAUGACAUUUCCACAAAUAAUCUUACACAUAUAUAUAACGUAACGGAAAAAAAUUUAACAUUCAAAAGAAAAAUACUUUUAGAUAAAUUCAAUAAACAUGAUAAAGAAGUACUUAUAAAAAACGAAAUCAAUUUAUAUGACGAUUUUAAAGAACACAAUAUAGAAAUUGAGAAUUACGGAAAAUAUAUUUUAAAAAAAAUGGGAUAUAAGGAAGAUGUAUACAAUGAAUAUAUUAAUAAAUAUUAUAAUGAAUACAGUGAACAAAAUUAUUUUGACAAGAUCUAUAAUAAUUUACAAUCAAGAGAUUUCCGUUUCACAGGUGUAGGGGCAGAAGAAGAGAUGAAGCAAAAUAUGGAAAAUAUAAAAAAGGGGGAUUCAAAUCAUGAGCUCAAGGGGGAAGACACUCAUAAGACCGACGACAGUGAUUAUAACAAUGAUAAAUCUAAAAUAUGUAAUAAAUAUGAUAAAUCUAAAAAAUAUAAUAAAUAUUAUAAAUCUAAAAUAUGUAAUAAAUAUGAUAAAUCUAAAAUAUGUAAUAAAUAUGAUAAAUCUAAAAUAUGUAAUAAAUAUGAUGAAUCUAAAAAAUAUAAUAAAUCUAAUGCCUCAUAUAGUAGUACAUCUAAAAGGGAAAGCUCCAACACAGAAGAUCGUAGUCUGAAUAGUCUUGAUAAUCAAGAUAAAUCAUCCUAUUUAUCAGAUAAUCCAAAUUAUAAAACAAAUAAACAUACUAAAGAUAGAAAAGAUAAAUAUAAAUUAACCAGUACAAGCAACUCAACUAAUAGUUCUCAUAAUAAUUAUGAUUAUAUAAAAAAAAAAACAAAUAAUACAAUAGAAGAACACAAAUAUUCAUCUGACAAAUUAAAUUAUGAUAAUAAUGAUAAGAAUUAUGUUUUUUUUAAAGGGUUGAUAGUAAAAAUUAAUUUAGAAACACAUGAAUUUUAUAAAAGGAAAGGUAUUGUUCUAUAUAAAAUAAAAAAAGAAAAAGCAGAGAAUGGAAAAAAAACAAAAAAUACACAUACAUAUAUAUACGGAUUAUUAAUAUUUAAACAUUAUAAAUAUAUUCUUCCAUAUAAACAUAUUAUUAAAGAUAAAUUAAAAAAUAUGGAACAUAAUUUUUGUACACAACAAGAAAAUAAAGAUAUAUGGACACAUUUUAUUAAUCAAUUAAAUAUAAAAAAUAAAUCAUAUAAUCAUAAUAAUUAUUCAGAUCAUCAUACGAAUCAACAGUUUCAUAUUUCACAAAUUAAAUCCAACUAUCUAGAAACAACAAUAAAUCAAGAUGUACGCAAAUGUAAAAUAGUAAAUAAAAAUUUAAAACAUCCACUGAAAGAAGAAAAUUUGUAUAAAGAAAUUGUUGAAUUAAAAAAAAUCAAAUCAAAUCAUGCUUAUGUACAAAUAAGGAAAAAGUAUAUUAUGAAAGUAUCCCUGGAUGACGUUUGUCAAUAUGUAUGA